AUGAUAGCAAGCGUCCUUCCCGGCGUCUUCAAGGAUUUUGUCUCCGAUAUGGUCGAGUGCCUCCUCAGAGGAGGAGUCCUUUGGGAGAUCAAUGGCCUGUCUGGCUUCCUGAUGAGCUCUCAGGGCAAUCCUCUGAAGUUCCAAAGUGGUUCUGCCUUUGCCAUGAUCGACCAUGUUCGUUUGAACAGACGAGAAGGAUUGAUCUCCAAC
Molecule: messenger RNA, 210 nt
Organism: Symbiodinium necroappetens
Lineage: Eukaryota; Dinophyceae; Suessiales; Symbiodiniaceae
Source: the annotation of a GenBank genome assembly